AUGCUCGUCACUGAAACUUAUCACGAUAUUCCUGUCAAAUCGUCCCCCAAUGGGGCACCCAUACGUAUUUUUAUCAUUUCGCCCAAGAUCGAUGGAUAUCCCAAUGCUAAGUUUCCGGGAGUUGUGGUGUUUUCUGAGAUUUAUCAAGUAACUGGCCCCGUUGAGCGAUUCGCAGGCCAGAUUGCUUCUCAUGGAUACGUUGUCGCAUGCCCAUCCAGUUACCAUGAAUUUGAAGGUCCUGAGCCGAUCUCAUACGACACUGAAGGGACCGAUCGCGGAAACAGGUAUAAGGUGGAGAAGGAACUCGCGGCAUAUGACGAGGAUGCAACUAUCACGAUCGAUUUACUAAGUUCGCUGCCAAACUGCAACGGGCGCAUCGCAGCGACGGGGAUGUGUCUCGGGGGGCAUUUGGUGUGUAUGCGCGCUGCAUUCGAUCCAAGAGUUCUGUCCACAGUUUGCUUCUUCGCCACAGAUAUCCAUUCGGCAUCCCUGGGCAAAGGGAAACACGAUGAUUCCCUCCAACGGGCCAAGAAAGGCGAAAUACGUGGGGAAAUCAUGAUGAUAUUUGGCAAACAGGACACGCACGUUCCUCGUGCUGGACGGGAUCUCAUCCGAACAACUCUGGAGGACAGCAAUGCGAUCUCGUCUUUCAUCGAAAUUCAGGCACAGCAUGCCUUCAUUCGUGAUGAAUCUUCAAAGGGUAGAUGGGAUGCGGCUUUGACAAGGAAUCUUUUCGGAAUGAUGACGGAACUAUUCGAGAGGACGGUGGGGAGAGAUCUAGGCCAGAAAGUGGGCACAGGGGAGGAGGUUCCACAUAUUUGUUGA
Messenger RNA from Cantharellus anzutake, 825 nucleotides. Its product is annotated as dienelactone hydrolase. Gene Ontology annotation, molecular function: hydrolase activity. The transcript is spliced from 11 exons. Bases 1 to 825 code for a protein of 274 amino acids. The record is from RefSeq and is a predicted model, not a curated record. NCBI's taxonomy places the organism in Eukaryota, Fungi, Basidiomycota, Agaricomycetes, Cantharellales, Hydnaceae.